Messenger RNA from Salvia splendens (bonfire salvia), 1798 nucleotides. RefSeq names its product LRR receptor-like serine/threonine-protein kinase RGI1. Gene Ontology annotation, molecular function: protein binding. NCBI's taxonomy places the organism in Eukaryota, Viridiplantae, Streptophyta, Magnoliopsida, Lamiales, Lamiaceae. The transcript is spliced from 2 exons. The coding region runs from base 21 to 1088 and encodes 355 amino acids. The record is from RefSeq and is a predicted model, not a curated record.
UGAAACAAAACAACAAAUUAAUGGAGAGUCUUACUUUUUCCAUUGCUCUUUUAAUCUUGCUAUUGAAUAGCUUUGCCUUCUCCUUGAAUUCUGACACAGAUAAAAAUGCUCUUAUUUCCUUCAAAAAUUCCAUCACUUCCGACACUAAUGCUAUCUUGAGCACCAAUUGUUCUCAAAACACAUCAGUCUGUAAUUGGAUUGGUGUGUCGUGCGGCCUCAAACACGGCCGUGUCACUGCUCUCAAUCUCUCUCGAUAUGACCUUGCUGGAACUGUUGCUCCCCAUGUUGGAAACCUUACGUUUCUAAGAUAUUUGGACAUCAGUUCUAACAGUUUUGUUGGGAUGUUACCCUUUGAGCUCUCUAAACUGCGUCGUUUGAAGGUGAUGAAUUUGGGAACGAAUUCAUUCACCGGAGAAAUACCAAAAUGGUUGGGCAGUUUACCUCAACUGGAGGAACUCUAUCUGUACAAUAACUCUUUCUUAGGUAAAAUUCCAUCGUCUUUGUUUAACAAUUCCAAGCUCCAGACGUUACAGAUAUUACGCUUGUCCAGUAAUAAACUGAGUGGAUCCGUACCACAUGCUAUCUUCAAUGUGUCUUCCCUAAGAGAAAUCGGAAUUGGAAAUAAUAGCCUAUCAGGUCGCCUCCCAAUUGAUAUGUGCAACAAUAUGCCAAACAUCAAAUUCUUGUCACUCUCUCGAAAUCAACUUGAAGGGCAGAUUCCGUCAAAUAUAUGGAAAUGCACACAUCUUGAUGUCUUGUCAUUAUCCUUCAACAAUUUCAGUGGAAGCAUUCCACGUGAAAUUGGAAGAUUGAGCAUGCUUACGGAGUUGUACUUGGGUUACAAUAGUGGUUUUCAAGGAGGAGUUCCAUCGGAAAUAGGGAAUCUUUCAAGGCUAGAGAUAUUAAAUAUUGACAGUGCUUCUCUAACAAGGGAUAUCCCAUUUUCAAUCUCCAACAUGUCCUUGACAGUAUUGAGUUUAUCUGACAAUAGUUUGACAGGAAGUAUCCCAAUUUGCCAAAAUCUUCAGCAAUUGUAUCUUGAUAACAACAAGUUCACAGGUACUUGCUUCAUCGAAUCAAUUUUAUGAUAUGCAUUUACGGAUCUCAAGCAAUGGGAAAAUUAUAUCGAAAAUUGAAAACUUUAAUCUGGUUCGGUUAAUUCUUAUAUUUUUUAUACAAAUAUUCAUCAUUAUAAUAAUUUUCUUUUUGCAUUAUUUUUAUGAUAACCAAACAAAAAAAUAAAAUUUUUUAUGUACAAUUAUGAUAUAUAUAAAUGAAUAAGACCAGAUGAAAACUUUACCUAAAAGCUAUUAAUUAAAUUUAUUUUUUUAAAAAAAUUAUGUUUUGUUGUUUUAGAUUUUAAAUUUAGCUAUUUUUUGCAAUUCUAUUAAGGGCAAAAUAGUCUAUUUAUACAAAAAAGUUAUUACCAUUAAUAGAUAUUUAUUUAUAGUGGCUCUAGUGGAUUAUGAUUAAUGCAAAACUCAAUCUUAAUAUAAAAACGCAGAACCAAAGCAUACGGAGGUUAUUAUUAGGCCAUUGUUAGUUUAUUUUUUGGUCAUUCUAAUAAGGAUGACAUAAAAUAAUUUAAAAAUAACCCAAACCGGGAUUCUAUAAAAUAACUUGAAACUGAGAGCUUCCGUGUUUUUUGUUAAUUAUUGUCCAUCUGAUUGGCAAAUCGUUCUGCAUUUCAUUUCUGUAAUAAGAUGCAUUUUUGUUUUGAUCACUUUCCGUCCACAAAUAUUAUUUUUCUUAGAAAAUGAUGACUUAUAGAGCUUUGUAUGAAGAAUAACAUCUGCUC